Molecule: messenger RNA, 5500 nt
Organism: Acanthaster planci (crown-of-thorns starfish)
Lineage: Eukaryota; Metazoa; Echinodermata; Asteroidea; Valvatida; Acanthasteridae
Product: refilin-B-like
Biological process (GO): actin filament bundle organization; regulation of chondrocyte development
Molecular function (GO): filamin binding
Source: RefSeq, a predicted model, not a curated record
AAGAGAAAAUAUGUUCACGCACGCAUAAAGAAGAGUUGGUUUACCUCUUAGGUUUGAAUGUAAAGCCCAGUUUCGGGAUGUCGCCCAUCCACAACUGUAUCGACUCACAUGUUUCUCUUCAUAAAUUUGGUUGUUUGCCUGGAUGACAGCUGUGCCACGCCUUCCAGGAAGGGUCGUUUAGCGAUCCCAGUGUCUCCAUCAACAAUUUGAUUAUGUUUGCUACAGCUAGGGGUUUGAAUUGGAUCGUCUCGCUGUUGAUACAACAUGGCCGAUUUGCGCAUAAACAGUCGUGGUUUUUCUCUUUCCCGCUUAAUAUUUCAACAAUUAAACGACUGCUCCUUGUUUGAGAGAGGCUCGUGCCGUGUCUGCCGCAGAGCCCCACGCCUUGUUGUGUUUGCUUGAUGUCUGCCACUGGAGGACUCCAGGCCCCGGCCCUACAUAAAAGACAAUGAACACUCGCGGAUGCUUUCAGCGCAGAGGUCAAGUUUGUCACUCUCGUACUCGUUUCUGUUUCCUUGGUAACGGCAAAAGAAAAUAAAUCGCAGGUGAGGAGUGUGACGUCAACGCAGGCUAUUCCAUUUCUAACAGUCUCUGUUUUGUGGAAUAAUCUGGUGGGUGGUGUGAGCUUGUAGCUCGCAACACUCUGGUAACAUCGAUUAUUUUUUGUCUGUGCGUGAGAGAUUCUUUUCACGCGCUUUCGAUUUGCGCCUUUUGUGACACAAACGUAUGUCAACAAGUGCGGGAACGCUGGUCGCGUGUAAGAGGGCAUACCAGGAAGUCACCGGUUUUUCAGUGCAGUCCGUGACGAAGCAUUAGAACGGCCAGCACUGCCCCAGCAAUCGGGCGCGAGUGUUACAGGAGAGCGCCACUUAGCGCUGAUGCCACGGUCGAGUUUUUUUUAUUGGACAUUUCCGCCAGUGUUGAUUGCAGCUGAACAUCUUGAGGCGAAUCAUGGACACAUUGAACAAGUAUCAGGAGGUUACGGAGAAGGACAUUGAUCCAGCAGACAUCCCAUUCGGCCGUCCAAGCUCCGCCCAUAAGCGACUGAGCUACGGCGAGAGCUUUUCGGGCUCUUCUUACUCCGGCUCCUCCUCAAGCUACUCACGGACAGACUCGGGCUCCGAGUCGGACUCCUGCUUCUCCGAGGAGGAACAGGACGAGGAGAGCGGCACUGCCCGGCAGGCCUACAAGCUGCCAUACCGCCGCUACACGGAGAGCGUCUCGCUGACCGAGCGCCCGCCGUACCAGCGCCGCCACUACGGCCUCGAGUGGGUGAUCCGGGACAACCGGCGUUUCCGCGAGGAGGUGCGGCUCCACCUGGGCGCCAAGCCCACCACUACCUACAGCACCACCACGCAGUGCUUCCCCAACAGCAAGUUCCGGUGGUACCGGGACGCCGUCUACAUGAUCCCUGGGGCCGCAGCGCUGACGCCCCCGAAGACCUUCACCACCACGGUGUUCGUCUUCCCCAAGUUCCCCCAGAGGAACGUGGUGAGCAGUCUGGAGCAUCACUCGGCCAAGAUGGUCAAGAGGUACCGGGUGGCAGUCGAACUGGAGGCCAGGGACUUUGUCUCCGUCAAACUUGUCCACCUCAGCUAUUGAUCCAGGACUGCAAUCGCCUCACAGAACAAAAACCUACUGUGUUCGAAACCCCCUGCGGAUUUUGGCUGUACAGGUUGCUGCCGUACGUUGUGUAUAACCAUUAGCCCACGAAACAACUCCACUGUAGUCUGCAGAAUUCAUUUCCAAGGAGCCGGUAAGCAGGGAAACCAGCUAACUAUUAUGGAAACUGUUAAGUUAGCACAGUUAAGUUAGCAUCAGUCAAAAGUUCAUUUCUUAUGAAUGGUUCUCAGCGGGAGCUCGCUUGCUAAAGCAACAUCGUUUGUCACGGGGGAGAAUCCGCAUAGCAGUCGAAUUCUUGUGAAGAUUUACAGGCUUGCCUUAGUUUCCAGCGACCAAUUUAAAGAGGCACGAAGAUUAUGACGUAGCUAUGCAUAACCUUUCCUCUCUGCGCGGGAAAUUCUGGCUGCUUGCAUGAGCACAUCCGAUCUCGAAGCCAGAACACGCACAACUAAGCCAUCACAACCUUGCUCCGGACAUCUUAGAAAGUCUUCCGUAUAUAUUGUGUCCGUAUCGACAGUUUAACAAACUAGUUUUUAUUUUUUAUUUUUAGUAGGGGGCGGGCAGAAAAUAUUGCCCACGGUUAUGCAUUCCUUAUCACAGUUGGGGGGAGGCUGAAUCACAAUAAUCGAAGCUAUUGCUAAUUAAAAUUUCGCUUUGAAAAAAAUUAAAAUGGGAAUCCAAAACAGCCAUAUCUGAAUAAAUUAGAAUGUUAUGUGUUGUGUAUGUAAAUUUGCUGUGUUUCUAUAUACACCAUAUCCUACAAUAGGCAGAGUUGAAUUUGACUUUUUAGCAGUAGAUAUGGUACUUCAUUUACAUAUUUACCUGAAGUUGUGUAAUAUAAAAAGCGGAAAAGACCCUGGAUUUUUAGUAGCACGUCUUUGAGUCAAAUCAAUGCCGAAAAAUACUGUAGUGAAACAGAAAAAAUGGAAACGCAUGUAGUUGACAUGUACUCAGGUAACCGUUUCAAUUCUGAGACCUCUGGAAUAAUUUCCAUUUUAUCAUUUCUUCAGUGAACAGUAGUUAUAUUUAUGAAGUUUACAGCGCCGCCUGUGGUUGUAUCUCACUACUAAUUUUUGACAGGUUAUUUUGUUUAUGGGCCUACUUGUUUCACACGGAUACGAAUUUCGAUCAGUAAUCUGUCGUUGGUUCACGAUCACUUUCACCAGAACCCGCAUAAUGGAAGGACCGAGCCAGUGUUGGGAUCACAGAUCGAGAUCCAGAUCCGUCUGAAACGACCAAGUCCUUUAUUAAAUCGUAAUUUGUUUUAAAUGAUGAACUAGCUGCAAAAUAUAUGUAAAAUAUUUACGAUAUAGGCUUGGAUUGGAUGAAGUAAUUUUCAAAACGACAGGGCAAGCAGGCCAGUCUAUUUACAGGAUAGGAAACUGGACUGAAAGGGUGGCAGCCGUCUUGCUGGCAGAAACAGCCUGUGCUCGGAAGCGCAAGCCAGAGAAUAAAAUUCGUGCUUGUCUCCACUAAGGUGAUGUUAUCAAUCGAUCCGCUAUAAAGCCCCGCCCAAUGCGCGUCUCCAUUAGAUCACUUUCAUAUGCACAGGACACAUGCACAACCCUCCUAGAAAAUUACAACUGCGUAUGCAACGCAUAUAGAGAUCUAUGGAUGCGUUCGAUUAGCUUACGAAAGCGUUCGUUUAGCCAUCACGUGAUCUUCGUGCCUGCUCUGGUGUCAGCCACCACUACCCCGGCUGGCGAGCAGGUCUGUGGGGGCUGUCCGAGUGUAAUGACGUCACGGAUGGACUGUUAGAGCAUGGAUAUGUUGGAACUGGCGAGGACUUGACCUUUUUCCCAGAAUGCCUUAGCGAAUACACUGCAGCGUUCCAUUAGCCUCAUUUCGAGGCUUCCCUUGCGUAUGACGCUGGUGUAUUCAGGGAAGCUAAUCGAACACACCGAUAGUAAGUUCUUCUUAUGCGUGAUCUCUUUGAUUCAACGCCAUUAGGUGCGUGUACGUGCGCGCAGUACGCGCUAUACACCCUUACGUGUUGAUCAAAAUACGGCGUGCCACGUAAAUAUGACGUCCAAAAUGCCGACGCACGUGGCAGUCUGCCAGAGAGGAAGUAAUGUCAUUCGAAACCGUACUACACAUGUAUUCUUCACAGAGAUGGAGAUCGGUGUAUCUAUGGUACUCUCCAUUAAACACUCUAUUAAACGGCAGAGAUUGGUCAGUGUUCAAAUGCGACGAGGCUUCAUGGAUCCUGCCUAGUGGGCCAAGGAGAUGAUAUUGCUGCAGUUAUGACAUACCCACACCCUUCAUUGAAAUACAUGCUUCCCGAAAAAAAACCCGAAUUUCACGUAUUGUGAUUUCAGCGCUGUUGACGUAUUUGUUUCGUCAAAUACACCCUUUUCUUUUCUUUCCCUCAAUUUGGAAAGCAAAUACGGAAGUAAAUGUACACUACGGCAUGCACAUCAACUUUAAAAAGAGUUUUUAUUUUAGGUCAGGAGACUAAAAUUAAUAAAUCCCCGCUACGUACGUAGGCCAUUUCUGUUUCGAGCUAUUGACAGUUGUCUCAAUUCUCAAUGCACGUACGUACAUGCCAAUCCGUCGACAUUUGACGAUGGGAACCAAGCACAAGCAGGUCGAAUAGUCUUUUAUUUACGGAUUUGCAGGCGCAGAUUUCUUACAAUUUCUCAGAAUUCCGCAGCAAUGGGAAUGAAAAUGUUCACGCAAAUGUAAAUGCAAGGUAUAAAAAGACCCUGUUUGUUAUUUAUGGGUGCUAUAUAACAGCUUGACAUGACAUGAACUUCCGCAAUGUUUCGCAUUCCUUCAAUUCCUAACUUCAGCCUGUAUCACAAAUCAAUACAAAGAUGUGGCUAGUCUGUUGUCAAUGUUUUAUCAGCAUUUAUCAGAGUGACCUUCUGAGAAAAUUGGGGGUACACCGUGGAAAAAAUACAUGUAUGUAAUUUUAUUUAUUCAAAUAAUUAUAUGUUAUCAGACUAUUUUAUGAUUUUUCUUGAAGGUAGAGAUUACUGAUUGGUUAAGAUUAUUACUAAAUACAGAGGGUGACCUUGCUUUGAAAAACAAAGACAAGUGUUUAGCUGUCAUUACUCUUUCAUGUUUUUACCCAUCCUGGCAACCACAGUGAUGCCAUUUUCGUUUUAUUUCCUGUAAGAAAUCCUACCUAAAUCAUAACAUUCCUGAUAUAUUUGCAGCGGUUUUUAGCGUCGAAAAUUGGCCAUUCCAGAUAUAACCGGCUUGUGAGAUAUUUUGUUUUAACGUACAUGAACAUGGUUCCAUGUUCACGUCAGUAACAGUUCCGGUAUCAAAGGUUGUCUUAAAAAGCCUUACCUUAAAUGCUACAUAAAGAGUUUAUUCACACUUGGUGUGCACUAGUUUACAUGUACUGCGUAUAUAUGGGGCAUUCCUUCGUCCAUGUUAUGUGUGGUUACCAAGAUGUUACAUGUGUAUAUUCCAUGGCUCCUUGAAGAGCAUUUUACUUGAUUCAGGCUUCAAACCUAAGCAUCAGUUCUGGCUGUGGCUUCUGCCUCGUGGCUUCUGCAUCAUGGUACCCCUGAUGAAGCCAGGGCUAGGAAAGAAGAUGCGGUUUAGAAAAAUGGCCUCAGUGGCAAGGUUUGGAGAUUUCAAAGGAAGGUGACCACUUCACACUGGUCAGCAAUUACCAGUGAAAUGUUCUCCCUUCAGUUUUUUUUCUCAUAUGGCAUCAUCAUUGUAACAUUGGCCAAUCACUCAUCAGAUACUGUCUUCACACAAGACAGUUCCCCUUUUACAAGAAAUGCAUAAAUCAAUGCAUGAUAAAAGUCGAUCGAAUAGAUGUUGUCAUUAUUGUGGUUUGUACUUUUAUAUGUAUGCUGUUUUGUAUUGUGUAUUGUGCCAGGUGACAAUUAAAUUAUUAGUAAAAAAUCCAACA